Messenger RNA from Mandrillus leucophaeus (drill), 2467 nucleotides. RefSeq names its product growth factor independent 1B transcription repressor (gene GFI1B). Gene Ontology annotation, biological process: regulation of transcription by RNA polymerase II. The coding region runs from base 825 to 1817 and encodes 330 amino acids. Lineage: Eukaryota; Metazoa; Chordata; Mammalia; Primates; Cercopithecidae. Gene Ontology annotation, cellular component: nucleus. The transcript has 10 exons. The record is from RefSeq and is a predicted model, not a curated record. Gene Ontology annotation, molecular function: RNA polymerase II cis-regulatory region sequence-specific DNA binding; DNA-binding transcription factor activity, RNA polymerase II-specific.
UUAUUGCGAGCCUGAGUAUGAUGGGCUCCAUCCAGCACGAACACGAAAGCUCUGGGAGAGGAGGCAGAGCGAGAUGCAGUCGAACUGUGGCAUAUGAAAGGCAUUUUGAAGGAGUAGGCAUCAGGCUGGGUUUUAAAGGAAAGCUACUCAGGAGCUUGGGAGGAUUGCUUGAGGCCAGGAGUUCAAGGCCAGGCUGGGCUACAGAGCAAGACCCCAUCUUUUUGAAACUUUCUGCAACUCGCAUCUGGAAAAGUGCUGUUAUUUGAAAGGGUGCUGACAUCGUGAAAAACAUGGAGUACCGAUUUCUGAAGCUGAGAUUUCUGUCCUAAAGAAUACUCAAGAUGUGUCCCCUGGCUGGGUGCAGCAGCUCGUGCCUGUAAUCCCAGCACUUUGGGAGGCUGAGGCAGAAGGAUCACUUGAGGCCAGGAGCGUUCAAGAUCAGUCUAUUGUGAGUACUGCCGCUAUAAAGAGAGAAAGCGCUCCGCUCCAAGUGUCGAGGGUUAGAAAUGAGGAUUCGAAGUCUUGCGUCCUGGAAAGUUUUGAUAAGCAAAUACGGCUGAGCUCCCGCGCUCUCUUCAUUGGCUGCUGCUUCACCGCCAGAUUUUGACACAAAUAAUCAGAUUGAAAAUCAGGGAGGGGAACAGAAGAGGAAAAACACACAGAGAGACAGAGAAAAAAGGAGAAGUAUCUAUUUGUGCAAAGAGUCACACAGUUGACAGAGCGGAGGCCAGUCCCGAGCGAGGCUUUGCAGUUCCCACCUCGGGAAGCUCCGGCAGAACCCAGGCGAGGGACAGCUCCGGGCAGGUGUGGGGUGCACACUGAAAAUGCCACGCUCCUUCCUGGUGAAGAGCAAGAAGGCUCACACCUACCACCAGCCCCGUGUGCAGGAGGAUGAACCGCUCUGGCCUCCUGCCCUUACCCCGGUGCCCAGAGACCAGGCCCCGAGCAACAGCCCUGUCCUUGGCACCCUAUUCCCAAACCAGUGCCUGGACUGGACCAACUUCAAGCGAGAGCCGGAGCUGGAGCAGGACCAGAACUUGGCCAGGAUGGCCCCGGCACCAGAGGGCCCCAUUGUGCUGUCCCGACCCCAGGAUGGGGACUCUCCACUGUCCGACUCACCCCCAUUCUACAAGCCCAGCUUCUCCUGGGACAUCCUGGCCUCAACGUAUGGCCACAGCUACCGGCAGGCCCCCUCCACCAUGCAGUCAGCCUUCCUGGAGCACUCCGUCAGCCUGUACGGCAGUCCUCUGGUGCCCAGCACCGAGCCCGCCUUGGACUUCAGCCUCCGCUACUCCCCGGGCAUGGACGCGUACCACUGUGUGAAGUGCAACAAGGUCUUCUCCACCCCUCAUGGACUUGAAGUGCAUGUGCGACGCUCCCAUAGUGGGACCCGGCCCUUCGCCUGUGACGUCUGCGGUAAAACAUUCGGCCACGCCGUGAGCCUGGAGCAGCACACACAUGUCCACUCCCAGGAGCGCAGCUUCGAGUGCCGCAUGUGCGGCAAGGCCUUCAAGCGCUCGUCCACGCUGUCCACCCACCUGCUCAUCCACUCAGACACGCGGCCCUACCCCUGCCAGUUCUGCGGCAAGCGUUUCCACCAGAAGUCGGACAUGAAGAAACACACCUACAUCCACACAGGUGAGAAGCCGCACAAGUGCCAGGUGUGCGGAAAGGCCUUCAGCCAGAGCUCCAACCUCAUCACCCACAGCCGCAAGCACACAGGCUUCAAGCCCUUCAGCUGUGAGCUGUGCACCAAAGGCUUCCAGCGCAAGGUGGACCUGCGGCGACACCGCGAGAGCCAGCACAAUCUCAAGUGAGGCUGCGCCGGCUCCCAGCUCCUGGCCAGCCUGCCCUGCGGUCCUGUCACCUGGAGGCCAGCCUCUCAUGCCCAAAUCUCCAGUCUCCUGGAGGUGGGACUGGACAGGAGUCUUCCAGCUUGUUCUGAGACUCACAAAAGUGUUGUGCGACCUUGGGCAAGUCACUUUCCCUCUCUGGAUCAACAUUUCUCCUGCUGCCAAGUGUGGGAGCCUGGCUGGGUCUUUCUGAGCAGAAGUUGUUUUCAGGUGUGCUCAGGCGCCUUCCUCUAGCAGAGCACAGAAAGCUAGAAUACCCGCAGGGAUACAGGGAUGCGGAGAGUAGAUGACCAGAGCUAGGACUCACAGACAGACCCUCUGCCUGCCUGCUGCCCACUGAGCUGGGACCUGGUCACCUUGGAUUUUAGCGGGCCUCUUUCUGGCUGCAACAGGCAGAGUCGGAGCUGCCUCCCACCCCAGUCAGAGACCUGGCACUCCCUCUGCUUCGGCCAGAUGUGCUGGCUGACCCUGACUUCAGACCAGCACUCAGCUGGCCACUGAGGAUUCCAGCUCUACAACCAGGCCAUGAGGCUGGAGAAACUGGCAGUUAUUGCUGUCAGAAGCCUGUUCUGUCAAUUGCUGUCAAUAAAAUUAAAGAUACACAUUUGCCGCCA